AUGAUAUGCUUCAGGUGCCAAGAAACAAGAGAGCAUACUUAUUGCGCGAGGGUAAAGUUAGAAAGUGUUCCUCCGAUGUGGCUAUGUGAAGUCUGCCGUCGUCCUAAUCCCUCAAAUGUCAUAGAUCUUGCUACUGAUCCAAGAGCUAAUCAAGUGGAACAAGAAGCUGUGGAUAGCGAAGAUUCGGCUGAAAUUGUUGAUCAAAAUGCUGCUCAGUCAUCAAGGACUAAUCAAGUUGUGAAUAACGAAGCUGGUCCAUCAUCAUCAAGAACUAAUCAAGUGGAGAAAGCUGUGGGCAACGCAAGCGACAAAUCUUCUUCCUAA
This is a messenger RNA of Microthlaspi erraticum, 324 nucleotides long. Lineage: Eukaryota; Viridiplantae; Streptophyta; Magnoliopsida; Brassicales; Brassicaceae. The record is from the annotation of a GenBank genome assembly.